Brenthis ino (lesser marbled fritillary) is the source of this 879-nucleotide messenger RNA. The record is from the annotation of a GenBank genome assembly. NCBI's taxonomy places the organism in Eukaryota, Metazoa, Arthropoda, Insecta, Lepidoptera, Nymphalidae.
AUGGCGUUUCUUCAGAACCGUUCAAUAUCGUUGGUGGAUAUGUACAUCGACAACUCAGAGCCUUCAGAGAACGUUGGACAGAUACACUUCUCCCUGGAGUACGACUUUCAGAAUACAACCCUCAUUUUAAGGAUUAUACAAGGCAAGGAACUACCCGCAAAGGAUUUAAGCGGAACCUCCGACCCCUACGUGAGGGUCACACUCCUUCCGGACAAGAAACACCGGCUUGAAACAAAGAUCAAACGUCGCACCUUGAACCCUAGGUGGAACGAAACUUUCUACUUUGAAGGUUUCCCUAUACAAAAGCUGCAAAGUCGGGUGCUACACCUCCACGUGUUCGACUACGAUCGCUUCUCUCGGGAUGACUCCAUUGGAGAAGUGUUCUUGCCUUUGUGUCAGGUUGAUUUAAGUGAGAAACCAUCAUUUUGGAAAGCUCUCAAACCACCAGCCAAAGACAAAUGCGGAGAGUUACUGACAUCUCUGUGCUAUCAUCCAAGCAAUAGUGUCCUAACACUGGCUCUUCUUAAAGCUAGAAACUUGAAAGCAAAGGACAUCAACGGAAAAUCAGACCCUUACGUAAAAGUGUGGCUGCAAUUUGGCGACAAACGUAUAGAGAAACGCAAAACAGCUGUCUUUAAAUGCACACUGAAUCCAGUCUUCAACGACUCCUUCUCAUUCAACGUGCCCUGGGAGAAAAUCAGAGAAUGCUCUCUCGACGUUCAAGUUAUGGAUUUCGACAAUAUCGGACGGAACGAGCUGAUUGGUAGAAUACUAUUGGCUGGCAAAAACGGCUCCGGAGCAACAGAAACAAAGCACUGGCAGGACAUGAUCACCAAACCACGACAGACCAUCGUUCAGUGGCACCGCCUGAAGCCCGAG